Molecule: messenger RNA, 1197 nt
Organism: Schizosaccharomyces octosporus yFS286
Lineage: Eukaryota; Fungi; Ascomycota; Schizosaccharomycetes; Schizosaccharomycetales; Schizosaccharomycetaceae
Product: iron ion transporter
Exons: 3
Coding region: 1-1197 (398 amino acids)
Biological process (GO): monoatomic cation transport; transmembrane transport
Cellular component (GO): membrane
Molecular function (GO): monoatomic cation transmembrane transporter activity
Source: RefSeq, a predicted model, not a curated record
AUGAUGUUACCACGGUUAACGAAAACGUUUGAUAUCAGAAGCUGUCUAGAGAGUUCGAAGCGCAAGUCUCUGCUUAAAUACCCUUCCUAUCGUCCUUGGCUUUUCCAUCGCCAACAUGGACUUUACCCACAUUCCCACAAGCAUAGUCAUGAAGAUGAAAAGAGUUAUGCUGAACUCGUCAAAGCAUUAAAACAAAAGAAGCAAACACCAGAAGUGCGGUUGACUUGGUGGGGUCUAUAUAGUAAUAUCGCACUGAUGGUUGCUAAAGGAACCGGCGGAUUAGCUUUGCAAUCGAAUAUUUUACUUGCUGAUGCUGCUCAUCAGUUAGGAGACAUGAUUUCCGAUUUGGUAACUCUGUUUACUUUAAAAAUUUGUAGAAAGAAGCCAACUAGAGAUUAUCCAACCGGUUUUGGAAAGUGGGAAACGUUGGGAACAUUUAGUGUUUCUGGAUUGCUUCUCGCCGUAUCAGUAGGGAUUGCACAUUCUUCCGUCAGUCGAUUGUAUACAACAUUUUUUCAAAAUUCAACUUCAGUCAAUCCUGCAGAUGCGGCAGCUACAGAUGUUCAUAUAGGACAUUCACAUGAUUAUUCUGAGCUUAUUUUGCAUCAUCCUUUUAUGGCAAUGGGAAUAGCCUUUGGAAGCAUCGUUUUGAAGGAGUGGUUAUUCCAAAGAACAAAAGAAGUAGCAAGAACUACAAGUUCGAAUUUACUGAUGGCCAAUGCCUGGCAUCAUCGCGCAGAUGCAUUAACUGGUCUAGCAUCACUCGUAGCACUUUCCAGUGCAUAUUUUCUAAAUGCUCCAUGGCUAGAUCCUCUAUUUGGGUGUUUAGUCAGUACUGUUGUCUUUCGAGCUGGUUUUACUUCUUCAAGUAAAGCAUUUCAUCAAAUGUUGGACAAAGCCCCUUCUACAAAACUACAUACAACAGUCGUUGAUGUGUUAUCUAAAAAGGCAAGGUUUCCCCACGAAGUUGCUAUGACCUUGGGUAAUACACAUGCAAUUCAUGUCAUUUUGUCCAUGGCCCCUGAAUUAACAGUUCAAGAGACAUCAAAGCUGGCGAAAUCGGCUGAAGAAAUCAUAUUGGAUGCCAUGCCCUCCUUGUCAAGCUGUAUUGUCACACCUCUCUCUUCUACAUCAGAACAGAUUCAAGACUGGCGAAAACUGAAACCCGCGUCAAACAUCACGAACCAUCAACACUAA